Amaranthus tricolor (Joseph's coat) is the source of this 1424-nucleotide messenger RNA. RefSeq names its product protein REVEILLE 6-like. The transcript is spliced from 9 exons. The coding region runs from base 141 to 1079 and encodes 312 amino acids. The record is from RefSeq and is a predicted model, not a curated record. Gene Ontology annotation, molecular function: DNA binding. Lineage: Eukaryota; Viridiplantae; Streptophyta; Magnoliopsida; Caryophyllales; Amaranthaceae.
AAAUGCUUAACUUAAAUCAAUUUAAAUCAAUGAAAAACAAACUUAAUACAACACUCCUUCAUGUACUUUCAGCAAUCAAUUUCACAAAUAGAACCCUAAAUCAUUAUCUGCUGGAAGAAUUCUCGAUUAUUCUUCCUUAAAUGGUAUCUUUGAACCCUGAUAGACCGGAGGGAUUUUACUUGGAUGCUAAUGGCAUUGAUUUGCCGGGAAUCAAUCCAUUUACCACGAAUUCUCCGAUGACGCCUUCUCCAACUGAUGAACCGAGUAGCAAUAAGAAGAUUAGAAAACCGUAUACUAUUACUAAAUCUCGUGAAAGUUGGACUGAACCUGAACAUGACAAGUUUCUUGAAGCUCUCCAGCUUUUUGAUCGUGAUUGGAAAAAAAUCGAAGUUUUUAUUGGGUCCAAAACUGUUAUCCAGAUACGUAGUCACGCUCAGAAGUACUUUUUGAAGGUUCAAAAGAGUGGCAGCAACGAGCAUCUACCUCCUCCUCGGCCGAAACGGAAAGCUGCCCAUCCAUAUCCUCAAAAAGCUUCUAAAAUAGCUAAUGGAUCUUUGCAAGCAUCUCCAUCGCUCGAACCUGGACCCCAAAGGCUAGACUCAACGUUAACACCCCAGCAUCAUAACAGAACAACAGUUGUAUCUUCAAUGGUCACUGACACUUUUCCUGAUGCAGCAAAAGGUGAGCUGAAAUCCUCAGGUUCAAUCACUAAUAAGUGUUCAAGCAGUAUGGAAAGCACAGCUAUGGCAUGCACUGCUGAUAAAUUGAAUGCAUCAAUGAAGCAUGCUCCAGCAUUAAGAGUUUUGCCAGAUUUUGCUCAAGUAUACAACUUUAUUGGUAGUGUCUUUGAUCCGGAAGCUAGUGGUCAUUUGCAGAUGCUUAAGAAGAUGGAUCCAAUUGAUGUUGAAACAGCAUUAUUGUUGAUGAGGAACCUUACCAUCAAUUUGACGAGUCCUGAUUUUGAGGACCAUCUAAUUGUUGAUUGCCGAGUUUUGCCAUUUGUUAACAUCUAUACCAACCAACGCACAUGGUGGUUGUUUAUUGGUCUUCCCUUGGUGAAGGGGAUAAGAAUGGUUUAAGAUGUGAUUCCUGAAGCUUAGAUGCUAAUCUUUAGCGAUAAGAAUGCUCUCAUCCUACGACCUUGACACCAAGAAUGGCAUUUCUGAUGGCAAGAGAGAUAUCUUAUGCGGUAAGUAGUUGUAGCGCCCUAAUCCAAAUGGGUGGAGCCAUGAACUAAGCACUUUCCCGGACCUUUUUUAACUUGCCGAGAUAUAAUUAGCCUAGUUUUUCUCAUUUUUUCUUCAGCAUGCUCAAGUGUAUCUAGAAGUAUUUCGUAAAGUAGUUGCUUUGUGGUUAUACAGGUUGUAAAGCACUUUGUUAUUAAAGAAUGUCGUGUAUACGAGGCUCUGUAUAUUUAUGAGGAU